AUGCGGAACGUGCUCUGGCUGGGGUCCCCCUUACUGCUGCUGACCAUGCAGAACGGGCAUGUCCGACGUCUGUCGUUGUUGUACGCAUAUGUAUACUAUGCCCGCACUUACCAGGAGUACCUAGUUCUCGACUCUACCAAUGCAAGGGGGGCUGUCAACUUCGUAUUAGUGUUCGGAGCAGGAACAGAGCAGGAUCUCGCAGACAAUGUGACAGAUGCUACCCAUGCCGCCACCACUAAUACUGAGUUCCCCGUAGCCGGUACUUUCAUCACAAUGCUGGACACAGGCAUGCACCACCAUUGAGUGCUUGAAAGCCGAAAUGAAGUCGUCUCGAUAGCCUCAGUCGGCGCGUCUGCUUGGC
This is a messenger RNA of Trichoderma asperellum CBS 433.97, 361 nucleotides long. The record is from RefSeq and is a predicted model, not a curated record. NCBI's taxonomy places the organism in Eukaryota, Fungi, Ascomycota, Sordariomycetes, Hypocreales, Hypocreaceae.